AUGUACGAUUCGACCAUUAAUUUUACCUUGGAUACCAUUUGCCCCUGGACUUAUUUGGCAAAGAAGAGACUUGAUGAAGCCCUUAGAAGAGUCCGCUCAACCUCCGCCUCCGAAAAAGUAACCUUCACAAUCCUCUACCAACCCUACCAACUCUACCCCGAAGCCACCCAAGAAGGCGAAGACAAAUACGCCUGGUACAAGAAAUCCAAAUACGGGGACUCGGAAGAAAAAAUGAAAAUGUACACCACCCUAAUGUCCGCGUACGGUGCCUCCGCCGGCAUCGCCUACAAAUUUGGCGGCACGGUCGCCAACACCUUACAAGCUCAUCGAGUCGUCCAGUAUUUCCAGGAGAGCAAAGGACCGGAGACAGCUGAUAAAUUGAUUAAUAGCUUGUACAGGCAGUAUUUUGAGGAGGAGAGGCAUCCGAGUUCGAGGGAGACGUUGAUGAGAGCGUGUAGCGAGGCGGGGAUUGAAGAAGAGGAGGCGAAGAGGGUGGUGGAGGAUGAGGGGGAGGGGUUGGGGGAGACGAGGGGGAAGAUUAGGGAGCAGGUUAGUAAUGGGGUUGAUAGUGUGCCGUUUGUGGUGGUCGAGGGGCGGAGGAGGGAUUUGACAAUUCAGGGAGCGAAUGAGGUGGAGGAUUAUGUUAAGGCUUUGGAGCAGAUUGUUAAGGAGAGUACGUAG
Molecule: messenger RNA, 681 nt
Organism: Mollisia scopiformis
Lineage: Eukaryota; Fungi; Ascomycota; Leotiomycetes; Helotiales; Mollisiaceae
Product: thioredoxin-like protein
Exons: 4
Coding region: 1-681 (226 amino acids)
Molecular function (GO): oxidoreductase activity
Source: RefSeq, a predicted model, not a curated record